AUAACCAAAAAAAAGUGACAACAGGACCCAACCGCUUAUCCUGGUGUGAGGAUUAUCUAGAAGUAUAUAUACAUAUAUAUAUAUAUUUCUUUCAAUAUUGACAAAAUAUUACGACAUAAUAAUUCUGGUGAAUGAAAAAACCUUCACACCCUUUGGCGGAGGUUUAGUUUCCGCAAUGGUCUAUAGCCGUUCAUAGAUGAAUAAUGCGUGCCCUACUGUUAACGUCAAGCGUAACGAUGGAGACAAAAGUGACAAGCAAGACAGGGAGUCUAAAGGCCCUUUUACUUCGUGCCUGGCGUGAACGCUGGAGUGAUCUCCAAUGGGGAAUAAAUAUAAAAACAAUUCUACCACGUGGAGUGAGUGGAGAUGUGUAUAAUUUAGCUGACUGUAUCCUUCAACAGGCACUAGUAGGACCUGGUCCCAAUGAACUCAUUCUCUCCUACCUCAAGCACUCAUUAAGCUCCCAACUGGUGUCUUACGCAGCUGUUCUCCAACGAAUCAGUAAGUACGACGGCUUUCACAAGCCACAUUGCAUCAUAUGUUUAUUAGAAUUUUUGGAAACAAUACAAGUUGGAAUAACAUGCCGGGGAAGACCAGAAGAGGAUUUUCUCGCUGCCUCUGUGUUAUCAAUCGUCCACUGGUUACUUCAGUGUUAUUUACAAAAUUUGAUAAAAUUACCACAACAGACGUUUAUUGGUCAAGCUGUUAAUUUAACUGAGAAACCUGCAAACAUCUUGAAACAAAUGUUAAGUUCCGAUUUUCUCUGCGCCAUGAUGUACCUAGCUAAGCACGACGACAGAGAUCUCUACCUCGAGGUAUUAAAAAAAUGUCAAGAAAUCGAGGCUUAUCACAAAGCAAAUGGACCAAAAUCACCUCCCAUCGAGGAAACAUUACAAAAACUGACAAAUUUUGAAAUUGAAAGUAUCUUUAUCCAUCCAAAUUCAGCAAAUUCACCAGUCGAAUCAAUCACAUACUGUCUACAGCCAAUGUUUGCUGUACAAGUGUUGCUCAAUGCCAGCACAGAAACGACAAUAUUUGUCAAUCAAUUCCUCAUGAUUCAAAGACUAAAAGGCUACACUAAUGCUCGAUUAUACUGUGAAAUAAUGAGGGCUUGUCUCAUGUGUCUGCAUAAUGCCAUUGGUACUGUCAAAGAAUCCCAAUGGGGUGCAGUGACAUUUCUAAAAUUACCUUCAAUACUUCGAGAACUUCACGUAAAUACUCUAGCCAGUCAAGACGAAAAAUUUGAAUACUCACAAGACGUUUUGGACGCGUUUGAACUUAUUUUUCAACUGACACCACUGUUGGACAUUAUGGAUGCAACGUGCUCGUGCAACAGCAUCGAGUGUCUUCUAACUGAACUGCAAAAAGUUAAUUUAGUCAUGGAUAAACACGUUAAACAAUUGAGUGCACGUAGGGAGGGCAUUGUUGCAGCAUUACAAAAAUUAGAAUCCUCAAGUUCACCAACGUCAUCGAUUAUGAAAGUUAUUAUUCGUGCUGAGCCAACAUUGGCUGGUAUAUUGAAAACAUUGAGUGCUGAUUACACGAAAAUUCAAGAGGCAUUGUUGAGUAUGUUGUGUCAGGUGUUGAAUGGAAAAAGUUUAGAUUUAAUGCUGUCUGUGGCGACGGUACAGGGAACGCUCAAGACACUGGUAUCAAAAUUAAUUAAAUUCAACGAAUGCAGCAAACAAAUUAAUGAACCUGUUCCUGGUAAAACAGCAGCUACUCGAGCAAUGUUGUUUGACAUAUCGUUUCUCAUUUUAUGCUGCAUUGUACAAACCUAUGGAUCUGAUAUUGUCCUGGAAGAGGGUGGAGAUUCAUUCUUUGAACAGUGGGUGAGAGAAUGUAUGCCGGAGAAAAAUAAGCCAAAAUCACCGCAAAAAAUGCUUCAGAAUGUUGAUAGUGGACGAGUUGAUGCACUUUUGACGCAGAUAACUUCACCAGAGCCCGAUUUUAAAUCAAGCAAUGUCAAGUGGCAUGUUACCUGUCAAAGUGCUAUGGGAGUUGUCAGGGAAUUGUUGUGCGCUUGGGAGGGAGGUGUUUUGAGUGCUGCUGAUGUUAAGAGGGCACUCGAUGGAUUACGAUCCGCUGCUUGCUGUUUACCUGUCAGUGCAACUGCCUGGUUAUGCGCUCAUAUGGGAAUUACCCAUGAGGAUGCUCGCUUGAAACCCCUAAAUAUGGUGCAACAGUUUGUUACUCCUCUGGCCAAUGAGGAAAUGCAGGAUAACUUCAAACAUGACACGUCCAGUCUCAUGUUUCAGAUUAUAAGAAAAAUGCAGUAUGAUGUACAUCCACCAACGCAGUCCAAGACCAAAGCUCUAUCGGUCUCACAUAAUAUAAUUUCCAAACAACCGAUACUAGAACAACUUCAAUCUGUUUGGGGAGAUAUACAACAACGUGGUUGGGUCACUAUUCAAUCAACACAAACCUUGGAAUCACUUCUCAAUACUGGUGGUACUCUUUGGUUCGUUGCCAAUCUUGUGAAGGAGUCUUUGAAGUACCGAAAUCGUGAGGAACUUGAUCGUGCCAUCGAUCUCGUCUUCGCUAUUUUCCAUUUGGACAUUGAAAAUUGUACGAUUAAUCUUCUCAAUCACGUACUACCUCAAUACCUCUACAAUUCAUUGCAGGGUGAAGAACUUGUGGAGCCUCAGUCAUUUCAGUUGGCAAAACUCUGUGUUUACUGUAUAUUAUCAACUCUAGAGUACAAUAAUUCUAAUCCAGAAAGGAGUAAUAGUCGUAAAAGAACACGACGUGAUAUGGAAUCUGAGGAAUUGGAAAAUCUUUGUGGUCCAGCUAAUAAAAUACUUCGAUUGAAUGAAGCUGGUGAUUCCAAUACCAUAUUCGGAUCUAAUUCACCACAAGCACAGGGUCCAACAAAUGGACAAAAAUCAAUUAUCCUGAGGGAUCCGCUGAUGAGUACUUUGAAUGAUUUAUUUAAAUCGUUCAGUUAUUUGGCUGGAAGAGAUGGCGAAGUGUCACAGCAGACCCAUUUUAUUCUUCAAUUUUUAAAAAUUAUGGUACAGUGUGGUAAAGAUAGAACUCGCGUUGUACUUCAAGCUAUUCCACAAACACUGGUCCCCUGUUUGCUCAAAGCUCUGCCAGAACUUUUUACAACAGAUCUUCUUCUCAGGCUCUAUGACAUUCAGACUAUUCCCGGAAAAAAAGCAAUGGCCAGAGAUCUCUGUAUGUUAAGAAACAUAAAUUUAAAGCCAAUAAAAUAGGUCAUUUACUCAGUUGUAUUGAUACGGAAAAUGUCGGUGAAUAAAAUAAAAAUUUAUAUACCAAUUUAUAAGAAUUGAAAAUUGUUAGAUUAUUCUUUAUGGUUUAUACCUCCUUAUAAAUUAAGAAAAAAAUUACAAUAAAGA
This is a messenger RNA of Diachasmimorpha longicaudata, 3362 nucleotides long. RefSeq names its product mediator of RNA polymerase II transcription subunit 24 (gene MED24). Lineage: Eukaryota; Metazoa; Arthropoda; Insecta; Hymenoptera; Braconidae. Gene Ontology annotation, cellular component: mediator complex. The record is from RefSeq and is a predicted model, not a curated record. Bases 204 to 3218 code for a protein of 1004 amino acids. Gene Ontology annotation, molecular function: transcription coregulator activity. The transcript has 2 exons.